Suillus discolor is the source of this 1105-nucleotide messenger RNA. Its product is annotated as P-loop containing nucleoside triphosphate hydrolase protein. The transcript is spliced from 4 exons. The coding region runs from base 40 to 777 and encodes 245 amino acids. NCBI's taxonomy places the organism in Eukaryota, Fungi, Basidiomycota, Agaricomycetes, Boletales, Suillaceae. Gene Ontology annotation, cellular component: mitochondrion. The record is from RefSeq and is a predicted model, not a curated record. Gene Ontology annotation, molecular function: GTP binding.
UUUCAAUAAACCACAACAGCACCCAAUUUCUUUCUCUCCAUGCUCGCAUCCACACCUAAUGUAGCUGCGAUUUUCAGAUCAUUCCACGCGCUUCCUACGCUACAGACUGGUAUCAGCGGAAGGUGUAUAUCGUCCAGAGCCAAUGUUAUUUUCAAGGAUGCGAAGUCCGCAGAAUUUCUCGCUGCAGUUGGUGAUAAAGAAUCUCUUUCUUUGCUAAGUGGGCUUCCUGAGGUAGUUGUAACAGGUCGAGCAAAUGUUGGAAAAUCAUCCUUGCUUAAUUCUGUGAUUGGGCGUAGAGAUCUUCUUUUCACUAGCAAAAAAGCUGGCCGAACGCAAACACUCAACUUUUUUCGCGUUGGAUCUCCCCCUGGUCGUUUGGUCGUCGUCGACUCUCCGGGAUAUGGUGCCAGGGGCCGACCCGAGUGGGGUGACCUGUUCAACCAUUAUCUAGAAACUCGGAAACAGUUAUGCCGCGUCUUUAUCCUGAUAUCCGCUGCCCAUGGUAUGACUGCUACGGACGAGGCAAUGCUUUCUUCGUUGAAUGCUCAGAUCCAGUCACACGAUGGUAUCUGCUGGACACUUCAAGCAAUCAUAACUAGGGCCGACGCACUGAAAACAAACGGUCGCGCUCAAAUCGAUCAGAUCGAGCAAGAUAUCUUUCGCGUUGCCCCAACAUGCCUACCGCCUAUCGUCACCUCAUGUCCGUCCAAGGGAAUUCCUUUUGGCAUCGAUGAAGUUAGGAAGUCGAUUUCUCAUGCAUGUAGAAUCCUCCCUUAAAGACCUUACUCUCAGUGACUGCCUGCCUGUCGUUGACAAUAGUCACACCGAGUCUCGUUUAUUUGAUAACAUGGGUGGUCUCGGAUUGAUCUUGGAAAUUAUGCCCUUCCCAAGCGUGAUGUGGUUUCCUUAAGGUGACUGGGGAAUCGAAUAUAUGUUCCGGGAUGACUAUUCUUCCUUGAGAUCAAGACGGACUCGCGUGUCGCCGUGUUUUUAUCGCACCGACGCUCCGAGCGCGCUUCUCAAAUCCCAAGGUGUACAGUGAUCUGCGUCUUCGUCGGUGAUACGUUAUCUCUGUGGAGGUGUCGAUUUCCCUGCACAUAUUACA